Messenger RNA from Oncorhynchus kisutch (coho salmon), 4901 nucleotides. RefSeq names its product dual adaptor of phosphotyrosine and 3-phosphoinositides (gene dapp1). The record is from RefSeq and is a predicted model, not a curated record. Lineage: Eukaryota; Metazoa; Chordata; Actinopteri; Salmoniformes; Salmonidae. The transcript has 10 exons. Bases 257 to 1006 code for a protein of 249 amino acids.
UUGAGAUGCAGUGGACACAUCACUAUGGCACAGCCAUACCGUAGGCUUACAGUAUGUUCUGUUUUGUUGUGGAAUGACGUAGCAUGUCUAAUUUAAUCUUCCCAGCCAGCAGCCGAGACAACUUCCUCGUAUGGUAGUUUUAUUUUGAUCAGUCAGUGUGUCGAUUUCGGUCUGUGCUUUUAGAAUGUUGAGUCGACUCGGUGACCUGACAGGUGGAGACUGAGAAGCGCACAGGUGAACUGCCAUCGUUUACACGAUGAGCUACUACAGUGAUACGCCAAGUGUCGACGAUGAGUUGGAGUCGUUAGGAUGGUACCACUUUGACCUGUCCCGCCAUGCCGCUGAAGCUCUCCUCCUAUCCAAUGGGAAAGAUGGCAGCUAUCUCCUCCGAAACAGUCAUGAGGGUCCUGGCAGCUUUGCCCUCUCUGUCAGAGCCAAGGAUUCAGUUAAACAUUUCCAUGUGACACGGAAAAGCAGUGGAUAUGCUUUUGGCUUCAAUGAGUUUGCGUCCCUCCAGGACUUUGUCAGCCAUUUUGCCAACCAGCCUCUGCUGGGCAGUGAGACAGGUACCCUCAUUGUCCUUAAAUGCCCAUAUCCAUGGCGUGUAGAAGAACCGUCCAUCUAUGAGUCUGUGCGGGUUCACACCGCCAUGCAGACAGGACGAACAGAGAGCGACCUGGUGGCUAACGCUCCAUCGUUUGGAACAAAGGAGGGCUAUCUGGUAAAGUUAGGAGCAGUCGUAAAGAACUGGAAGCAGAGGUGGUUCACAUUAAACAGAAAUGAGCUCAAAUACUUUAAGGACAAAAUGUUUGAUGAGCCUAUUCGCACCCUGGAUCUGACAGCAUGCUCUGCAGUCCAGUUUGACUACUCCAAGGACAGAGUCAACUGCUUCUGUUUGGUGUUCCCUGAGAGGACAUUUUAUCUGUGUGCCAAGAGUGGUGUGGAGGCAGAUGAGUGGAUCAAGAUAAUACGAUGGAAACUGUCACACAUAAGAAAAGAAAGAUGACAACAUGAAGAGGAGGAGCCAAAAGAUGCAUAUUCUCACAGUGAACUAAAUUACCUUAAGUCUGGUAACUUGUCACUCAUGUUAUCCUCAGAGAUCCUUUCUGCUCCACAGAUGACUGGCUGGUAACCCAAGACAAAAGACAAGGGGGCUCUUUGACCAUCGAAAAAUGACCAUGUCAUUUUCAGGACAUGCACAAUGUUUUGGAUCUAAUCGUAUUUUUUUGCGAUAGACCUUGAGUUCUUCCAAUAAUUUUAUUUUCUCUAGAUUGAUAUCUUUCACUGGUUGACAUUCACUUGAUCUUAAUUUUACUUAACAAGAUGUAACAGUCAUACUGUGAAUAAAUAUUUAUUUUAAUAGAGAAAUGAGCAACAGAUGAGUCAGUUUAUUAAUUACAAACAUGAGAAAGGAAGGGGUUACAUUCAAGUACUAGAAAAUUAAGGCAACAAACACAGCAUCAUGACACUAACAUGUACUGUAUAUAUGUCUUUCAGCAACAGAGCUCUCUGUAUGUGUGGGUGUGUGUGCAUGAUAGAGAUAUUAAUAAUAUGUAAUAGUUUCAGGUAGAUCCUUUUUCAUGACUGACUCCGUCACAGAAUAGUCCCAUUGCUGUCAAGGUGAUACACUCCUAAGCAACCUCCACUACCUGCCAUAGCUCUUCGAUUAGUGGGACAAGCUCCUUCUCCAGACGGAUAAUCAAACCUACAAACAACAACAGUUUGGAUAACACUUCAGAAUGCUGUACUUGUCUUCAUUCAUGCAGAGGAUAGAAAGUAGAGAUCUUCAUCUUACCUGUGUUGGCACUACUGCUUGCGAUGAAACUGAUCACCAACGGUAACCGGUUAAACUGCACAAUCUGGAAAAAAGUGAGAUUGUCAGCAUAACAAGGCACAUGGGUCAGUGUUUUUCAAUCUGUUCUUGAGGAGCACCAGGGAAUGCACAUUUUUUUGUUCUAGCCCAGCACUAACACACCUGACUCAACUAAUCACCAAGCCACCCCAGGCCUACAUCCUUUAUAUGUUAGGUUGUUUUUCAUAUGUAGAACAAAAUGUAAAUGUAUUACUACCUUGUAAAUGUAUGAAUGCUAAUCCACAGUUACCCCUUUUUUUUAAUUAUUAUAUAUUUUUUAUUUUAAGUCAUCAGCUUUGCCCACAGGGAAAUCAUAUGACUGUCUUAACCCAUGUUGAGCCAGCAACAUCCGAUUUAAGCUGUUUAAAAAUCCUUCAAAAUAAGAGCCAUGUAAACAGUGGAAAUGGUUAAUUCUGUUCAGUAGCACCCAGUAUCCAAAACCAUUGCAUUUCUGCAACUUGCUUAAUUUGCGUAAGCCAUAUUACUAAACCUAGAAAAAGGAGUGAAAAUAGAGAAUAGGAAAUUAAGAAAUAGAUUAGAUAGAAAGUGGGCUACUUAGUCUACUUCUCUGGGGUUAUCAUGCCCCCAGCUCAAAUAGAGGAAACUAUUUACACAUUUGUACAUCCCUCACACAGCCUUCAAAUGUUCAUUCAAAACUCUCCCCUGACAACAUAACAGGAGGUCUUGCUCAGAAUUUACCUCAAGGUUUGAAAUCUGAACUCAAUAAGGCAAUCCCAGUAACUAAUUAUGAUCUGGCCUUAGCAGUUUGAGUGAAACCUGCUGUUUGAAUAUCUGGCAUGCCUUUUCUGCAGUAGUGUCAGUAUAAUAUUGACCAAAGAAUGCGGCGCAAUAGGUCAUCUCUUUGUAUUUUAAUUUGUAGCUUAUAAAAUUGUGAUUUGAUUGGCAACUCGUUUUGUGAUAUAACAUGUGGGAACUGAGCAGCCCUCCUCACAAGGGCCCCUUACUUCACUCAUCUUUUACCGUAAUGAUCUUUAUCUUCAUCUUUUCCACCUACUCCAUAGUAUUUGGGGACUUUCAGAAAUGUGAACAGGACUUCUUCCAGUCAUUACAUCGAUGAUCAUGGACAGGUGGCCAAUGACUACAAUGGCUAAAGCCUUAACCCAGAGUAUGAGGAUGAGUAAGUACAGUUGAAGUACAGUUAACGAUGGUCAUUAUGGCCAAAGAGUUCUAUUUUUGUUUCAUCAGACCAGAGGACAUUUCUCCAAAAAGUACAAUCUUUGUUCACAUGUGCAGUUGCACACCGUAGUCUGGCUUUUUUUAAUGGCGGUUUUUGAGCAGUGGCUUCUUCUUUGCUGAGCGGCCUUUCAGGUUAUGUCAAUAUAGGACUCGUUUUACUGUGGAUAUAGAUACUUUUGUACCUGUUUCUUCCAGCAUCUUCACAAGGUCCUUUACUGUUGUUCUGGGAUUGAUUUGCACUUUUCGCACACCAAAGUACGUUCAUCUCUAGGAGACCGAAAGCGUCUCCUUCCUGAGGGGUAUGAUGGCUGCGUGGUCCCAUGGUGGUUAUACUUGCAUACUAUUGUUAGUACAGAUUAACACGGUACCUUCAGACAUUUGGAAAUUGCUCUUGGAGUUGUGGAGGUCUACAAUUGAUUUUCUAAGGUCUUGGCUGAAUUAUUUUGAUUUUCCCAUGAUGUCAAGCAAAGAGGCACUGAGUUUGAAGGUAGACCUUGAAUUACAUCCAUAAGUACACCUCCAAUUGACUCAAAUUAUGUCAAUCAGCCUGUCAGAAGCUUCUAAAGCCAUGACAUAAUUUUCUGGAAUUUUCCAAGCUGUUUAAAGGCACAGUCAACUUAGUGUAUGUAAACAUCUGACCCACUGGAAUUGUGAUACAGUGAAUAAUAAGUAAAAUAAUCUGUUUGUUAACAAUUGUUGGAAAAAUUACUUGUGUCAUGCACAAAGCAGAUGUCUUAACCGACUUGCCAAAACUAUAGUUUGUUAACAAGACAUUUGUGGAGUGGUUGAAAAACGAGUUUUAAUGACUCCAACCUAAGUGUAUGUAAACUUCUGACUUCAACUGUAGGUCUUCACGUCUGCUUUUAUUCAUCUGUUGUGUAUUUGUGCAGAGAUUGGCAUGAAUUUUGAGCACAUAUGGCAGAAGACAUUGACAGUGCUGAACCCUAUGAUCCCAGCAGAUGGCAGCAUCAUGAAUGAGACCGACCUGACACUAUUCUGUACUGUAUCGCUCUGGGUGUCACUUUACUCAUGGUGAAGAACCUCCCCAGCAGCUUAUGUCCAAGUGUGUGUGUGUUGCAUGUUUUCACAGCCCAAGUCAUCAUGAUUUACUAUUCAGAUAAAAAAUACUUGUAGCUUUGCUGUAUGUAACUGUGCAUGUAUUGUACUGAAAAUGUACUGUAAUAACAUGUAUUUACUCUUUAUAUAGGCAGGCAAAUCCCACUUUGGCUAUGUCUAUGGGAUCAGUACCAUCGGCUGUAUGAUGAUCUAUACCCUGUUGACCCUGAUGGGUUCCCUGACUGUGUCCUAUGGCUGUGUAGCCAGCGUGCUGGGCUACCGCCUCCUCCCCACUGUGCCACUAUCUGCAUUUGCAGUCGUCUUUCCCCGACAGCGAGUAGGCCUUUCCAGUCCAAAAACAAUUAAAAGAGGGAUCCUCAGAACGACCCUGGCCUUGCUGGUGAUUGGCUGGUGCAGUCUCUCAGCUUCCAAGAUCUUCAUCUCCACCCUGGCUAUGGAGGGUCAGCAGCUGUUGGUAGCGUACCCCUGUGCCCUGCUCUAUGGAGUCUUUGCCUUGCUAACAGUGUUCUGAAGGCCACUACUGUCACUGACUGUCAACAGAGAUCCAAUUUCUGAAGGACUACAUUGGGCAAUACAUGUCUGGUAUGGGUGUCAGUCUGGUAUUGAGUUAUAGUUAUAUAUGGAGUUUUAUUUGUUGAAUUCCUAUAUUUAAAAAAAAAAUGAGGCUCAGUUUUUCCAUAGGAUUUACUUUACAUUGUGAAAAAUGUAAUCUGGGUGUGUAAUUGGUUGACAUUUGUGCAUUGGAAUGUGCCAAUAAAUGGAAUUUGAAAUGUUA